Messenger RNA from Phymastichus coffea, 3691 nucleotides. RefSeq names its product vesicle-fusing ATPase 1-like. The transcript has 10 exons. The record is from RefSeq and is a predicted model, not a curated record. Lineage: Eukaryota; Metazoa; Arthropoda; Insecta; Hymenoptera; Eulophidae. Bases 143 to 2374 code for a protein of 743 amino acids. Gene Ontology annotation, molecular function: ATP binding; ATP hydrolysis activity. Gene Ontology annotation, cellular component: Golgi stack. Gene Ontology annotation, biological process: Golgi to plasma membrane protein transport; SNARE complex disassembly; intra-Golgi vesicle-mediated transport.
CAUCGCCGCCUACGUUGAGGUUUUUCAGUAUCAGUACGCCUGCAUUGCAGGUAUCACGUCGACUGUUCUUGUCGAACGUACGCACACAGAUACAGGCAGCGAUAACACUUAAUCUCUCCCUGUAGACUUCUGCUGGCAUAGUAUGACAGUCAUGCGUAUGCGAGCAGGCAAGUGUCCUACCGACGAGCUUAGUCUCACCAACUGUGCCAUUGUCAACAGGGCUGACUUUGGCGAUGAUGUCAAACAUAUUGAAGUAUCAACUGGACCCAACCAGCACUUUAUUUUCUCUGUCAAAUGUUGUCCUCAAGUCGACAGGGGUACGGUGGGCUUCAGCUUGCCACAGAGAAAAUGGGCAACCUUAUCCCUCAAUCAGGAGAUCGAGGUCAAACCCUACUAUUUCGAUCCCUCAUCUACUUCAGAAUUCUUGAGCGGCAUCACAUUGGAAGCAGAUUUUCUGCAAAAGAAAACCACAACUUUGGAACCGUAUGACACAGAACUUAUGGCAAAAGACUUCCUCAUGCAGUUUGCAGGACAAGCAUUUACAGUAGGACAACAGUUAGCAUUCCAAUUUCAAGAGAAAAAGAUGUUAGGUUUAGUUGUAAAGAGCCUAGAAGCAGCAGAUCUUCAAGCAAUCAAAGCUGGCCAAGAAGCCAAACCCAAAAAAACCAGAAUGGGUCGACUUCUAGGCGAUACUGUGGUGACAUUUGAAAAGGCACCCAACUCCAGUUUGAACCUUACCGGUACGAAGCAAGGAAAAAUCACGCGUCAGUCGAUCAUUAAUCCCGACUGGGACUUUAACAAGAUGGGUAUUGGUGGUUUGGAUAAAGAGUUCAGUGCAAUCUUUAGAAGAGCUUUCGCAUCCCGCGUAUUCCCUCCAGAAGUAGUCAUACAGCUUGGGUGCAAGCAUGUCAAAGGUAUUUUGUUGUAUGGUCCACCUGGUACUGGUAAGACCCUCAUGGCAAGGCAAAUUGGACAGAUGUUGAACGCGAGGGAACCUAAAAUUGUCAAUGGACCUCAGAUUUUAGACAAAUAUGUUGGUGAAAGCGAGGCCAAUAUUAGGAGGCUGUUUGCUGAUGCCGAAGAGGAAGAAAAACGACUUGGACCAAAUAGUGGACUUCACAUAAUAAUAUUCGACGAGAUUGAUGCAAUUUGCAAAGCUAGAGGUAGCGUUGCCGGUGCCACCGGUGUACACGAUACCGUGGUCAAUCAGCUGCUCGCCAAAAUCGAUGGUGUUGAACAGCUGAAUAAUAUCCUUGUUAUUGGCAUGACUAAUAGACGCGACAUGAUUGACGAGGCUUUGAUGCGACCGGGUAGAUUAGAAGUGCAAAUGGAAAUCAGUUUGCCAGACGAGCAUGGAAGAUUUCAAAUUCUUGGUAUUCACACGUCGAGAAUGCGGGACUACAAGAAAAUCGCACCCGACGUCGAUCUGAAAGAACUCGCGCUGCUUACAAAGAACUUCAGUGGUGCUGAGCUGGAAGGUCUUGUUCGUGCUGCGCAAAGUACGGCCAUGAAUAGGCUAAUUAAGGCAUCGAGCAAAGUUGAAGUGGAUCCUUCUGCUAUGGAAAAGCUCAUGGUGUCGAGGACGGAUUUCCUUCAUGCACUAGAGAAUGACAUCAAGCCUGCUUUCGGAACGAGUGCUGAAAUGUUAGAGCAACUACUUACUCGAGGUAUCAUCAAUUGGGGCAGACCAGUGGCCGACAUUCUUGCCGAUGGCAAUUUAUAUAUCCAGGAAGCUCGUUCAGCUGAAGGUUCAGGUCUCGUCUCGAUUUUACUCGAGGGACCACCUAAUGCUGGUAAAACUGCACUCGCCGCUCAAAUUGCCAAGAACUCAGACUUUCCAUUCGUCAAGAUUUGCACACCGGAAGACAUGGUCGGUUACACAGAAUCCGCGAAAUGCUUAUCAAUCAGGAAGAUCUUUGACGAUGCGUAUCGAUCUCAACUCAGCUGUAUCGUUGUGGACAAUAUCGAGCGCCUACUCGAUUAUGGUCCUAUUGGUCCACGAUAUUCCAAUUUGACACUGCAAGCUCUACUAGUUUUACUGAAAAAGUUACCUCCACGUGGCCGCAAACUUUUAAUCCUAUGUACUACAAGUCGCCGGCAAGUUUUGGAAGAUAUGGAACUUCUUACCGCAUUCAGCACCAUCCUUCAUGUCCCCAAUUUGUCGACACCUGACCACUUGUUGUCAGUAUUGGAGGAAGUUGAGCUUUUCUCAAAAGAGGAAUUGUCGUCACUUCAUGCAAAACUUCAAGGAAAAAGAGUUUUCAUCGGAAUCAAGAAACUACUAGGUCUGAUCGACAUGGCAAGACAGGUGGAACCGAAUUAUCGUGUGAUCAAGUUCCUUACCAAAUUGGAAGAGGAAGGCGGCCUCGAAUAAAACUGUACCUUAACAUGACUAAAGUUUCAUUUAUCUAUUCGUUUAGCAAGGACUAUAAGUCUAUCUAUAGUGAAACAACAUUGUUUAGCGUAAUUAGACGAUACCUUGGCUUUAAAUGAAAAAAGAAAAGAAAAAAAGAAUAAAUUAAUUGGCACUGCAAUUUUAUUCCGAAUAGGCCAAUAGAUUUAAAUAAUUAGAUACUAAUAGUUUAAUUAUUAUUGUAUUUAAAAUUAAGUCUGACUUGGGCUUAUGACCAAGAAUCAUUAACUUCAGUUUGUUCUAAUUGACAAAGGAUGCCGUAUCAGAUGUGCAUUCCUUGGUUUUAUCUGUUCGUAUGUUGACAUUACAAUGUUAUUUAAUAAUACAAAAGCUACUUGUUGAUCAAGUCCCGAAACAUUAUAGAAUUCCUGUAUAAAUAAUAAACGUACAUGUACAGCGUUGAUUAUUGUAAGCACGAUUGAAUAUUAACAUACUCAUAAGCCAAUAGAGAAAAAAAUAGUAGUGAGGCACUUGUUUUUUUCAUUAAACUACAAUGUGGUAACGUGUUUUAAUUUUUCUUGAUUUUGUGUGUGAACGGCGUACUUCAUUUCACUAAUUUCUUCGGCUCAGUUCUUGGGAAAAGACAAACUGUAAGCUGUAACAAAAAGAGAAAAAUGAGAAUACGAAAGAAGAUGAAUAUAUUUUAAAAGUCAAUUGUAUAACAAAUAGCUUCCAUAGACUUUUUGGUAAUGUAAAAGUCAUGUGCUAGUUUGUCUAUUUAUUUUUAUUUUGUGAUCUUUAGAAAAUCAGGAAUAAUGAAAUCAUGGAGUUGUUGUCUACAUUAAAUCAGAUUUAAGCAUUUUUGCCACCCAAAGAAUUAUUUUUUUAAGCAUAAUAUACCGUGUCAAUUGUUGAAUGGAACGACUAGAAAAAAAAUGUUGUAGAUUAUCUCUCUUAGCUGGAAAUGUAAAUGAUAUUUGAUAUUAGCCACUAUUUAUUGAGAUCGAGCUACGAAGUCAUUCCAUUAGUUAAUUGUACAAAGAUAUUUUUUUAUUUAUUGUUUUAUACAUAUUUAUAAUUUGCAUAUUUUCCAAACACUAAAAGUGGCUUUAAAUUAUUCUACCUUAUCAUCUUGGUUGAAGUCAGCCGUCAUAAAAUAUACUUCAACUGUUUCUUUUGAAAAAAACAAUGUGAACAUAAAUUUAUGUAUACUCUGAAUUAAAUUAAAUUAAAAAAUCAUUGUUUAAAAUUAUUGUUCGAAGAUUGAAAUAUAUGUAUUAUGUACAUUUUUUCAAUUGUAUCUAUCGCUGCUAGAUUAUAUCAAUAAAUGUCAAUAUA